Sapajus apella (tufted capuchin) is the source of this 2806-nucleotide messenger RNA. It is a transcript of the gene NCBP3, whose product is annotated as nuclear cap binding subunit 3. Gene Ontology annotation, cellular component: nucleus; cytosol. The coding region runs from base 34 to 1896 and encodes 620 amino acids. Gene Ontology annotation, molecular function: mRNA binding; RNA 7-methylguanosine cap binding. The transcript is spliced from 13 exons. The record is from RefSeq and is a predicted model, not a curated record. Lineage: Eukaryota; Metazoa; Chordata; Mammalia; Primates; Cebidae.
GCGGGCUCUCGGUGCUGCGGCCGGCAGGCAGCGAUGGCGGCCGUGCGGGGCCUGCGGGUGUCGGUGAAGGCAGAGGCCCCGGCGGGGCCGGCCCUCGGGCUCCCGUCCCCUGAGGCGGAGUCCGGCGUAGACCGUGGCGAGCCGGAGCCCAUGGAGGUGGAGGAGGGCGAGCUGGAGAUCGUGCCGGUGCGGCGCUCGCUGAAGGAACUGAUCCCGGACACAAGCAGAAGAUAUGAAAACAAGGCUGGCAGCUUCAUCACCGGGAUUGAUGUCACCUCCAAGGAAGCAAUUGAAAAGAAAGAACAGCGAGCCAAGCGCUUCCAUUUUCGAUCAGAAGUAAACCUUGCCCAAAGAAAUGUAGCCUUGGACCGAGACAUGAUGAAGAAAGCAAUCCCCAAAGUGAGACUGGAGACAAUCUAUAUUUGUGGAGUAGAUGAGAUGAGCACCCAGGAUGUCUUUUCCUAUUUUAAAGAAUACCCUCCAGCUCACAUCGAAUGGUUGGAUGAUACCUCCUGUAAUGUAGUUUGGCUGGAUGAAAUGACAGCUACACGAGCCCUUAUCAAUAUGAGCUCUCUGCCUGCACAGGAUAAGAUAAGAAGCAGGGAUGCCAGUGAGGACAAGUCAUCUGAGAAAAGUAAAAAAGACAAGCAGGAAGACAGUUCAGAUGAUGAUGAAGCUGAAGAAGGAGAGGUUGAAGACGAGAACGCAAGUGAUGUAGAGUUGGACACGUUGUCUCAGGUAGAAGAGGAGUCUUUGUUAAGAAACGAUCUUCGUCCAGCUAACAAACUUGCUAAAGGAAAUAGGUUAUUCAUGAGAUUUGCCACAAAAGAUGACAAAAAGGAACUUGGAGCAGCCAGAAGAAGUCAGUAUUACAUGAAAUACGGGAAUCCAAAUUACGGAGGCAUGAAAGGAAUUCUUAGCAAUUCAUGGAAGCGAAGAUAUCAUUCCCGUCGUAUUCAGCGGGACGUGAUCAAGAAGAGAGCCCUGAUUGGGGAUGACGUUGGCUUGACGUCGUAUAAACAUCGGCAUUCUGGACUAGUGAAUGUGCCUGAGGAACCCAUUGAAGAGGAGGAGGAGGAGGAGGAAGAGGAGGAGGAGGAGGAGGAGGAAGACCAGGACAUGGAUGCAGAUGACAGAGUGGUGGUGGAGUACCACGAGGAGCUCCCGGCUCUCAAGCAGUCCCGAGAGCGGAGCGCAUCCAGGCGGUCCAGUGCCAGCAGCUCGGACUCAGACGAAAUGGACUAUGAUCUGGAACUGAAAAUGAUUUCCACUCCUUCCCCAAAGAAGAGCAUGAAAAUGACUAUGUAUGCUGAUGAAGUGGAAUCUCAGUUGAAAAACAUUAGGAACUCCAUGAGGGCAGAUAGUGUAUCUUCAAGCAAUAUCAAAAACCGAAUUGGUAACAAACCACCACCUGAGAAAUUCGCGGAUGUCCGACAUCUGUUAGAUGAAAAACGCCAGCACUCGCGUCCACGGCCACCAGUCAGCAACACUAAAUCAGAUAUACGCCAGCGGUUAGGAAAAAGACCGUAUUCUCCAGAAAAGGCUUUUAGUAGUAACCCAGUGGUUCGGAGAGAGCCCUCUUCUGAUGUUCAUAGCAGGCUAGGCGUUCCCAGGCAAGAUAUUAAAGGCCUCUACGCCGAUACUCGGGAGAGGAAAUCAGGUAAUUUAUGGACUCGCUUAGGAUCUGCACCCAAGACCAAAGAAAAGAAUACGAAGAAAGGGGAUCACAGGCCACCUGGCGCCGAGGAAGACGACUCCGAGCUGCAAAGGGCGUGGGGGGCUCUGAUUAAGGAGAAAGAGCAGUCUCACCAAAAGAAGAGCCGGUUAGAUAACUUACCAUCUCUCCAGAUUGAAGUUAGUCGGGAAAGCAGCUCUGGUUCAGAGGCAGAGUCCUGAUGCCCCCGGGGCCUGUGGCAGCUGCCCUAAAGCCUGACAUUCGGGCACGGGGUGGGGCGCAGUAGCAACCUCCCCCGCAGGAGCCCAGGAGCCGGCGCCCUCUCGCCCCUGCUCACACAGUCACCCUCAGCUCUUGCUGCUUCGGCAAGGCAUCUUAAGAAUGUGACACGUUUUCAAGGGCAUCUCUAUCUCGCUGCAGAGUUGUAGUUCUGGGCCCUCGAUUCUUUUCCCACCACCCCACAGGCUUUACCCUUUGAGAAAAAGGCAGCCCUCCAGAUUUUGUAGACAUUUUUCUUAAUAUUUUUAACAUUGUGUCUUUUAAAAGAAAUGUUUUACACAGUUCAUCCAAAGAGCAGAGAACUGAACUUCUCACUAUUGCCUUGGCCCUGACAGCUGUUACCAGCACCCUUUUCCCAAGAAAAGUCAAUUCCCAGGUGCUUAUUGGACAUCCUUCGAGGGGGAAGAUGAGGGAAGCGGCCAGCUCACCCUUCCGGGGCCCUAGUGUGGGGGCGAAUCUCAUGGACCUGACCUCAGAGGUGCACCAGUGCCGCCAGGUAGAUCAGAGACGCAGCAUUGAUUGUGCUUCCGUUCCACCCUCGGGAUUGCUCAUGUUACAGGCCUCUUACUUGCUGUCAGCCUGAUGUGAAGAUCAAGUUCAGUGCUAUGGGAUUUUUAGGAACAAAAACCUGUGACUUCUGGAUUUGGGGUUGAUUUUUGUGCUAGGGGUGGGAUUAUGGGUUAAUGUUGAACAAUUUAUAAGUCUGUAUUACGUUUAAAACACGAAUGAUUUAAAAGUUUAAAUUUUUAAUUUUUAUAUGUGGAAAUUCUUCCUGUUGGCUAAAGGGGAAGCUCAAGUGGUGUCUUCUUUUGUGCUGUUAAAUAUAUAUUCUAUUCUUUGGAAGAAGGCAGA